Caenorhabditis sp. 36 PRJEB53466 is the source of this 9336-nucleotide messenger RNA. The record is from the annotation of a GenBank genome assembly. NCBI's taxonomy places the organism in Eukaryota, Metazoa, Nematoda, Chromadorea, Rhabditida, Rhabditidae.
AUGGUGGUCAUCGGAGGUGAUCAAGGUGAGCAGUGUAUCAUUUUUCCGAAAAUUUACCUUCCCGGUCCGGGAGCCGACCCUGAACUUUUUGAAAGUCAAAGGCGAUUCGACCCAGAAACGGCAAGACUCUUAAAAUAUUUUCGAAGCCUCUACGUUUCGCAACUCGAACCAAUUUUAUUGAAAUUUUUUUCUGAUAAAGCCCGCUAAAGGUGAGCCAAACCCAAAAAAAAGAGCACUUGCUCUUUUUGCCCCGGGUGGCCUCCUCCUCGUCGUUUUCAUCGUAAAACUCGCGUCCUUCUCGUUUUCUCCACCCCAAAUUAGGUUCGUCUCUUCCUGCUCCGACCACGACGACGACGACGACGUCUUCUUUUCCUUCUUUUCUUCUUUGCAUAGACGCUUUUUCUCUCCUCCUCCUCCUCCUAAUCUGGGCCCACUGCAGCAGGCAGCCGGUGCGGGGGGACCCUAAUCGUUUUUUUUUUUCGUCGACGACGACGACGACGACGACGUCUUUGGAGGGGCACCGGGUGAAAUGAUGUGAAAAGGAAGGUACGCGAAAAAGAAAACAAUUUCGGAUUGACUUAUUCGGGUGUGUGCGCGAGAGCUCAUCGUCAGAGGCAGCGCGGGAAAAUUUUUCGCCCACAUGCAGGGACUUUUUCUAAGAAUUCUCGGAAAAGAGUGAUUUCUACUAAAAUGUCGUUCUUGACUUUGGCGUUGAUCUACCUGCCAAGGUUGUACGUAAAUUUUAAAAAAAAAUCGCGCACCUUAGGCCAACGCUUAUUGAUCCGGACCGUGAUUUUUUCCUCAAUUUCGGGUCUGAAAGCAAUCGUUUUAUGCAAGAGAAGAAUUUAAGAGACGGGCCGAAAAUUGUUCCGCACACCCCUGACUUGCGAGCACUUGUGACGACGAAAAAAAGCGUGCGAGAAGUGGGGAGGGCCGUCUCCCAGGAUGUAUCCAUUUCCAACGGCCGUCUCAUCAUCGAUACAUUUUGCUUUUUCGCUUUUUCGCGUGCGCUCCAAGUUUCGACACAACAACAGUAAUUUGUAGGCAAAAACCUCUGCCGAAAAGAGUAAAUAUUGAGGAGAUGGACGGACGGCCGACGCGCGAAACGACGAAAAAUUGGGGGAAAAGACAAGAGAAGUCGAGACGCGCGCUCCCCGUUGGGGAUUCUGAUUCUUCUUGUUGCUGCGCCACCACACAGCUGAAACUGCUCAUCAUAAGCACAAAGCAAACUACGAGUGGCCGGCCAUGUGGUGCUGUUUUUCCGCAACUCUCGCCCAUUUUACUCGCUUUUUACUGCCUCCUCGCUCGCUUAAAUCCACCACCGCGGCUUUGUGCAGAAUGAACGAUGAUGAUUUUAUCGUCUCAUUCCACAUGUUUCAGUCUCUUACGCAAGUAAAUGCGAAUUGCGUCAAACGGGCCGCGCCGACACACAAAACUGUGUUCGUAGUCAGGCCGAGUAUAUAAAUAGAAAAUGAUAAGAAUGAGGGUUGCUCUGGAAAAGUUGCUACACUUUUGUACCGGUUUUUUUGCUGCUAAAAACUCGCUAAAAAAAAUUGCAGGAGUCAAAUUUUACAAUGCACAUCGCUGAAUUGAGUUUUUUGACGUAAAAAACGGAAAACGACACGCAAAUUUGUGGAUUUUUUUUUCAAAUUUGGCUAAUGCGCUAAAAAUUAAUAGACGAAAAAUGCGAUUCUGGCCCAUUUUCUGACAAUAAUGCCGAAAACGCACAUUUUCUAAUCGUUGCCGGUCAAAUUUGAAAUGCAAAUUCAAUAAUAAUCGCAGAUUUUUCGUCAAUUUUGAGCGCAGACAAAUAGCCUCAUUUGGAAAAUACUUUCAAAUUUUAGUACUGCAAUAGGUCUGCUGAAAAACUGCUGUGCUCAAUUUCUUAACCACAACCCCCCGUGAUCCACGUCAGUUUUUUUUUGAUGGCUCUUGAAAAUGACGUGGCAGGUAAAACACAUCCGCCCACUCCUUCUUUCCAACAUCUUCGAGAGCGUCCGCGGGCGCAAUUUCCAAUAUCCUCUCUCCGCUCCGAAAUUCAACCUUAUCUAGUCGACGUCUUCUUCUUCUUCUUCUUCUUCUUCUUUUUUCUUUUCCUUUUUUCCGCUUCGGGUUCUACCCUUUUCUUUUUCCUCCGCAAAGACGAGUUAGACGACGACGGCGACGACGCUCCUUUAACGUCAUGAAAGUUUUCGGCGGACGCUCAAAAAUGCGAUUUUGUGCAUAUUUAAAGUUGGGAGCGCCGCCGUGGGCAACAUUCUCACACGCAGAGUUAUCUUCUUCGUCUUCUUCUUUCUUCUUUCUUCUUUCGCCAACCAACCCGACCAACUUGGCUUCCGUUUUUCUCACUCACACUUCUCUAAACAGCAUGCUUGUACCGUACUCUGUGUGCCACGCAACAUUGUAGACCCACGUCCGCCACGACAACGUCUACAACUUCAACGACAAAUGCCGUCGCUCACUGUCAGCGCUUCAGAAGAAGAAGAUCAGGAAAAAGAGGUGACCGUGUGUGGUGAAGUCGUUCGUGAAACCGAUGCGAACGGCAAACAGACGGUGACGCGGCGCGAGGUCUCUGUCGAGCGACGCCUCAAAGUCGACAUUCCGACGACGUUGUCCGUCGAGGAGCCACCGACGAAGGAAUGUGAGUGUUCUCUCAUCAUGACAAUGCAUGCUUCUUCAUAAUUUUGCUUGGUACUGCUUACCUGACCGGUUUUUUCCACAAGGACCAGUGUGAGUCACGGUGUUUGUUUACCUUGUACUUGUCGAUGUGACUGAAGACGUGUAACGAACAAAACAUUUCAUUUCGAAUUCGAAAAAGAGUUUCGCGAAAAGUCGCCUUUCUAGAUUGAAUAUUCCUCGUGUAUUUUGCAGAAUUGUCAAAACUCGGCUCGUUUUAGAAAUUUUAGACAAUUUGAGUGUUUUACUGAAAAAAACACGUAGGAAUGAUGACAUGGCCGAAUUUUUACACAGCGGCCGAGGCCUAAGUCUAGCGGGCUAGCCUUAGUUCAGUCUCUCAGAUUUUACGAUUUUUGACUUAGGCCUGCAAUGUUUUUCCCAGAAAAUACGAUUUGACCUACGAAUUGUUAACUAGUUGCUGUAAAUUUCGUUUUUCGCGCGCGCGUUUCUUGUAUUUUGUCCUCGACCGAUGCAUGCUGAUUCUCAUUCGGUCACACUGCACUUUGUUCGUCGUGAACUGUCCGCAUUAAUCGCCUCUGCGCCCGUCCUUCCGCGGAUUAUUUCGUCGAUGACAAGUUUUGUAGCACUAAACGUUUUGUGACCCUUUCAAUCUUCUCGCACGAUCAAUUGUUUCUUCAAGAGUUUCUGCAAAACGAAGAGAUUGUAUCUUGCGUGUGUUCUUUCCGUUUCGGACAUUCUCGUCGUCGCGGCGCCCGCCGUUUGAGCGAUAAGAAGAAGAAGAAGUAAAUUGGGUGGAAAUUGGACGGCGACGUCGUUUUUUUCCCCCUAGUUUUACUCCCCAAUGGACCGCCCGAUUGACGUCAUUCAUUGCGGGGUUUCGGACCGUCUAUUUGCCUGUUUCAUUCACAAAAAAGAAGUGAAAUGUUUGCGUUCUUCUCGUCUUUUUCCCCUCUCUCCCUCUCUCCCAUUAUCGCACUUUGAAAUUGAUUCAGUAUUGCAAAAAUUGAACCUUGUACUUACCGGCGGCCGCAGAAAACUGAGACUGUCGCAAUUUUAGGCCCGUUUUUUUCGCUUUUUCCUUUCGAAUUCGUUCUUUGUUCGUUUCUUACGUCAAAAGCUCAAUUUAGCGAUGUAGAAACGUCAAAACACGAAAGAACGUGUUGAAUAGCUCCUUAUAAUCGAAAAUAAGUUAAAUUAGUUUGAAAACCGUUUACCGAAGAGUUUCGUAAAAUUUUGUUGAAUGUAAUAGUUUUAAACCAGUUUCUUCUGUUAAAAACCCGAUUACAUUAACAAUUUUCAGCCCUGGACUCACCGUCGGGAAGCACAUCGCGCGCCGGUUCGUCGGUGUCGGCGACCGCGAGUCCAAUGCACCGGAACACGACGUCGCAGCACGGCGGACUGUUCGUCUCGGCGCCCGGCAAAAUCAUUUUGUUCGGCGAGCACGCCGUCGUCUACGGAAGGGUACUUUUCGCCUAAAAAUUGUGCGCACCAACUGAUUUCCUGUUUUUUAGACAGCGAUCGCGGGUUCGAUUGAUUUGCGCACGUACGUCUCGCUGUACACGUCGGCCGACGGCCGCAUCUACCUGUCGCUGCCCGAUUUGGGCGUCGAGAAGACGUGGAUGCUGAAAGAUCUGAUGAAGGCGGCCGAGCGGCUCGCCAACGAAUAUCCGAUCGAGGAGGACCAGCCGCCGUCGCUCGAGGUGCUUGUGCCGAUCGCCCGCAAAUUGUCGGGCUCGUGCGAGGAUCAGUGCGGUGUGCAACAUCUCGCCAUCCUCGCCUUCUGGUACCUGCUGCUCGGUGUCGCCCAUCGCAAGAGGUGAGUGAGAGCGGGCAAAAACUCGGGCAAAAACUGGUAAAAAACCUGUGAGAACCGAUUUUUUUUUACCUUUUAGCACGCGCACGGUCUCCAGCCACGAAAAAAUCAGUAGUUUGUGCCCAUUUGUGUUCGUAUAGAACGAAUGAAUAGGUUGUGAAUUUUCGGCCUGGCCCGCAUCUUUUGACUACCAAAAGCAGGAAAAAAAAUCAAUGGUUUCGCUCUGGAGACCGUGAUAUCGGUUUUUUACUAGUAUUUUAUCCGACUCGAUAGAACGAUGAGAAGAAGAAGAAGAACCGCUUACUGUGUAUGUGUGUGGUGAUUUUUUCUAAGUUUACCAUAUAUCUCUGCAAAAAAGUGAGCUCUCUAACUAACCACUACCCUAUGAUCAUGUUGUCAUCCUCCCUGCCUAGUGCCGUCCAUCCCUGGUCUUCCCCGUUAGUGAGUGACGUGUGCUCAUUCGUUUUGCAGUGGACUUCGCCGACUCGUGCGCGGACUUCCGGCUCCACCGCUUCCCGAAGGACUCCAUCGAACGAAUCUGUCGGUGAUCGGAGGCGGCACCGGCGCCAACUAUGGUCAGCUGCAAGAGCGCUCGGAGGCGGAGAUUGCGCUCUCGCUGCCCGUCCCGCCGUUGUCGCCGCUUCCGUCGCCGGGCGCCCAGCCGAUGGCACCGCCCGCGUUCCCGUCGAUGUCGCCGACGCCGACGCCGAUUCCGAUUCCGACGUCGCCGUUUGUGCUGCCGGGCAACGUGCGCGCCGACAGCCCCGCCGUUCAACAGUGUGUUUUUGAAUCGAAAUAUGAUGGAUUGGUUGUUGUGAUAGUUUUCUAAAAGUCUUGGCAUGUUUCAAUAGAUUUAGACUUUUUAAUCUUUAGCUUUUGCUCAAUCAUUUCACUAUCAAGAAAACCAACAAAAUUCCUCUCUAAACCCGGAACAAGACACAUUUUUUUUGCAGAGACUUGCUGGCCGUCAAAGCGACGGUCCGAUUCAAGCUGCCCAGUUGCGUCGGACUGGGAUCCUCUGGCGCCUAUUGCGUCUGCAUUGCCACGUCGCUUUUGCAGACCGCCGGUCUCAUUCCGCCGCCGAGCAUUGUGGUAAGCGCCGCAGCAUUUCUUUUUGGGCCCUAGAUUUUCGCAUAGCUAAAGAGCGCGUUUGUCAAAUUUUCCAAAAUGUUUAUAAGCACACCGAUUGCAGGCCGACGAGCAAGGAAAUCUGACUUGGGAAGAGGAGCACCUGGACAUGAUUCGAAAAUGGGCGACGGCCGCUGAAUCGCUGAUUCACGGACGUGCGUCGGGUCUCGACGCGGCCGUCUGUACCUACGGUGCGUGCGGAUAUUGUCGGCGUUGUUUUUCGUUGAUUGGUUCCUCUUCUCCUUCCUCUCUAUCUCCUUUUCUUUCCAUCUCCAGAGUGCGGCGGGUGCCCGGGUGUGCCUCUCUCUCUCUAAUUUCUGCUAUCAACUUCCGAUCUCAUCAUCUUGCAGAACCAUAAAAUUUGCAUUUUUUUUUGUAGCUUAGGGCUUAACCAAUUUGUGGGGCGCAUGAUUGGAAUUAAUCCCUCGAAUAUGUUCCCUUUGUUGAUGAUUGAAUUGGGACCUCGAUUAUUAUUAUUAAGGUCCUAUUCAGUCGAGUAAAAAACUGUUUUCUUUUUUACUCGACUGAACAGGCAAUCUCUCUCUCCAACCCCUCUAACCGAGUGUUUGCGGUGUCUGUGUAACCCCAUAUAUUGCCCCCCGGGCACCACUCGACUUGCUCUUCCAACAAACUCUACCACGAGAAGAAGAAGAAGAAGCAGAAGCAGAAGAAGAAGAAGCAAGAGAAGAAAUGUCCAAGGCGGUUCUGUUUUGCAGGCAACCACACGUACCGUGACUACGGCUAUCAGAGUUUCACGCACCUCGGUCACGUCGGAUGCUUUGGUAAAUGAUUUUGUCCGUCCCUCUCCGAAACUCGUUCUUCUUCUCCGUGUCUCGUGUCCGGUGCUCGCAAACGGUGUCGUCUUUCUAAUCUAGACCAGUUUUUCUUGUUCUCAUAACAAUCUUUGUGCAAAAAUGGAAGCAUUGAACGUUUUCGUACUAACGGGGGGAAUUUCACAGUGAACGUGGAAGUGAGAUCACAAUUUCAACAAAGCGCACUCACUUUAAAAUGCCCCAUGUGUUGAAAUAGUGAAGAUUGUCGUAACGCAUGCUGCUCCUGACCUAACCCACUCCUCUCUUCUACUAAACUUUUCGGUUUCUGGCCGCUUAACUCACCCGCCGCCCCGCUCCCUUCGAACUUGGUUUCACCCACCUCUUUCUUCUUCUCUUUUCUCGGACUCGAACCCGUUUCUAUUCUCUACUAUCAUCAGGAAGUGUAGAGUUAUGAAAAGAGUUUACUGCCGCCUCAGAAGUCUGUCAAUCGCGUUCUUACGGGUUUUCACGUGGGAUUGCGGUAGAGCGACAUUGCCAGAUAUUUGAGGAUCUAAUAUAUGAAUCUUAGAAGAAUUGCUUGAAAAGUGACAAGACAAUUUGUGAAUCUUGUACUUAAUUCCGCUUGUCAAGUUGAACCGGAUGAGAUUCUUUCCUGAAACGUUUGACUCGUGUUACUGAAUUUUCAUGAAAUUACAGACACACUAAGGUGGUUUAGUCGGACUAGAAAACCUCUUUAAUGACACGAUUUUAUAAGAGUUAGAUGAUAAUCAUAGUCUUCAAAAUUGUCCCGGCCAGAAGCCCGCAUGCGUUUCUUGACAAUGACGAUGAUGACGGAAUUGGAAUAUAUUUGGAGAGUGCCGUGCCGUCCAUUUUCAUGUGCUCUUUUUUCUCUUAUUUUCUGUGUGUUGUCCAACUCUCAAAUGUUCAACAAUUUCUCAACGAAACGUUUCCAGGAGGAGUCGCCAGUUUCAAGCCGGGACAUCGAAUUGAGCACUUGAAAAAGUAGGAGUUGACGCUUGUUUCCUCGCAAAAUUUCGCCACUUUUAGUCUUCCCGACCUUCGCGUCAUUUUGGUGAACUCGAAAGUGGAGCGGAACACGGCGCGGAUGGUUCAGACGGUCAAGGAGCGGUUAAAGAAGUUUCCCGAGGUGGUCGAGGCGAUGUUCGGCACGAUUGACGCCAUCUCGCUGGAGGCGGCCAAGGUGUUGCAUCGUCCGCUGCUCGAGGAGAACGGCGGCGGCGAUCAGGGAUCCACUCUUCAGGUACCGCAUCUAAUAUAUCGAUGAAACAUGUGAAAACUGAUUUGUUUUUGGGACAAAAUUAGUGUCGGUAAUGAAAAAGCACGUGAACAAUAGGCAUUUUGAGAGUCCGAGUUUAUGAGCCGUUUUAUUUGAAUCUUAAAGUUGAACGCUUGCAUUGUUUUUGCAGGAAAACGGAUUGGGACCGUUUGGCGGAAGUAUGCAGGAGCAGGACCAUCACUCUCUUCAGGUAUUGUCGCAUCGCACUUUUUGUCUCGUGUCUCGCCCCGCCCCGCCCCCAUUUUUCAGUUUUUUGGUUUGGUCAGUCAUAUCCAUUUUAGCGUUCCCAACAGACGAAUUUCAGUGGCUUUUGUCUGGUUUUUUUCUUCGAUCUCUUCGAUACUUAACAUAUUUUGGGUCCAUUUCUAGAAUUAGGGCGUGGCUUGGAGCGUUUUUCGUGUAAUUUUUGUGCUUGAUUUCUUGAAAAACAACCUGUAUUUGUCGGGAAAUGAAAAACGGAAAACAGAGGCGCAUACAGCCUGAAAAACAGUUUCAAAAUAAAAGUACCAUAAGCCACGCCCCGUGUUUGAUACCAUUGACAAUAUAAUUAUCGUGUCGGCCCCUGUCCCAUCCCCAAAUCGAAGCAGCAGCCGAGCGUUGGAUUGCAGCCGACACGCACCGCCUCCGUGCGCUCCUCGUCGCUCUCCUCGUACGUGGGCGGCGGAAAACGACACUCGUCGGCGUCGGUCAUUUCGGCGACGUCGGAGAAGGGCGAGAAUGUGGACACGUUCAGCCGGCUUAAUGUGAGUGAAUCGAGAACAACCACUUUUGGUUUUGUAUACUUUGCCCGGUGUUUGUUGCUCAUUUUUCAGUUAUCAUUCAGAAUUUAAGUUGUUUUUUUUUUCGGGUCACUGUGUCCAGAGCUGUAUACAGCUCUGACUGUGACGUAGAAAAGAUGACAACAACGAAAAAACUUGUAUUUUUAUGAAUAAAGCAUGUUUUACCCGUUUCUCUCCUUUGCUCCCCCUAUCUAACCCAUUGUGCGCGUUACUUCUCUAUUCAUUUCAAAAUGUUGCAGGAACUGUGCCGGAUAAACAACCAGCAACUGAUCGCUCUGGGCGUCGGCCACCCGAAAGUCGAUCUGAUUUGCACGACGCUCGCCAGAUACGGAAUUCAUCCGAAGAUGACGGGCGCCGGCGGCGGCGGAUCAGUUUUUGCUUUCCUCAAACCGAGUGAGUUGGCACAAAAAGUGUUUGGACGUUUUUUCUUGGCCAUCUCUGUUUCGUUCGCGGCGGGACUAAUUUUAGGAGACAAUGCGAAAACGCUCGCAUCCUAGGCGAUGUUUUUGUGUUUUCCAGAGGAAUUUGGCUGAAUGUGAAGUUCCUACAAUGUUUCUAUAUGUUAUAGUCCCCGCGUUUUCUCAGAACAUUUUCCUGACAAGGUACUAAAAAAAAUCGAGUACUGCCACGAGAAGAUGGUUGUACGCUUAUACCCAUUUGACGAAUUAUGACUAAAUCCUGUCUCGUAGCAUUGUAGAAUGUUCUCUACUAAACAACCGCUAGUCAAUACAAUAUUUCAAAACAAAUGUUUUUGCAGACACGCCACAAACGCUGCUCGACAUGAUCGACGGCGAGCUACGCAGUCAGGGCUUCGAAGUGUGGCAGCCGCCGUUGGGCGGUCCCGGAGUCGUCGAGCAUCAGCGCCGUCCGGAACUGUUUGCGACGCCCGUCUCCCCGCCGAGCCAUUAG